Messenger RNA from Peronospora matthiolae, 735 nucleotides. NCBI's taxonomy places the organism in Eukaryota, Oomycota, Peronosporomycetes, Peronosporales, Peronosporaceae. The record is from the annotation of a GenBank genome assembly.
AUGUUGUGUGAACAACUCUGCCGAGCACUUAAGGAGGCUUACCUCCCUAACAGCCCGUGGUGGCGCGUACGUAUCUCUAUUGAGAUGUACGAAGGGAUUGACAACCUGAAAUCCCUUUACGACCGUGCCGGGAAGACUUUCUCCAGCGGUCCUUCUGCGGCACAGGAUGUGUCGCGUCGUACUGCUCGACCAGACCCAUUACAUCAACCAUCAGUUGGGAGCGGGGCUCCCAAGAAUCCCAGGACGGGGGAUAGCCGCGCCGCCGGACGAGAUAACUCGUCCGACGUCCGUUCACGUCGCGGUGGUUCAACAGCUGCUCAACUAGAUAGCGCUGGCCACCGCGAGAGUCCUCUAAUGGAGGUGGAGGAGGAGGAAAGACGCUCUCCACACGAUCAUGUGGAUUGGUGUGUUCCCGAGAGCUUCUUUGAUCGCGUAACGCAAGGGUUACGCGACGAUCUCGAGCAUGAGCGGAAUAAGCGUCUCCAAAUGGCGGACACUGCCUCGAAGCAUCGAGCUGAGUUUGCCUUUGCUCAGCUUGAGAACGAGAGAUCUCUGACAUCUCUUCGUGACGAGCUAAGGGUAGCUCGUGGGAUUGUUGAUCGGUCUCGGGAUGAGAUAACUGCUCUUCAGACCCUUGUUGAUGCCCGCCAUCGGGAGCACAAGGCUCUCUGCGAGAUGCUUGAGCGCAAGGGCGCUCUUCAUCGGAAGAAGCAGCGUACUGAUGGUACGGCUUAA